AACAGACUUGGCUAACCUUUGACCUUAAAAAGCUGAGAAUAUCUCAGGCUAGCUGAAUUAAAAGAUCAACAUGUUUCGUUCCAGAAGACGCUAUGGAGGUGGAGGCUACGGAAGAGGUGGUGGUAUGGGGAUCUUACUGAUGGGUAUGCAACUGUUCCAACUAUUCAACUUCAUCUCGAGAAGCAAUGACUAUUUCCCCGUUACCCUGGGUGUCCUCGCUCUGAACAUUGCAGCGUACCUACAGCCUGGAGUAAUCGCCUGGCCGUCUCUACAACAAGCAUGCAUCAGUGUACAAGGAGUGUGGUUUCAAAAACAGUGGAAACGAAUGCUAUUCUCCCCAUUCUUUCACUCGAGUGACUUCCAUCUUUACUACAACAUGGCGUCGUUCAUCUGGAAAGCUAUCUCCCUUGAAAAACACUUUGGAACUCCCUACUUUCUGUACAUGAUCUCUGUAUUCUCUAUGGGAACUGGUGCUCUGUAUUUGGGGAUCAACUACAUGCUUGCUGAGAUAUUCGAUCAGUGGUCGUACAUUCAGUCUUGUGCCGUUGGAUUUUCUGGCGUUGUAUUUGCCCUUAAGGUGGUCACCACACAUAUGCAGCCUGGAGGUGUAGCCAGGGUGAUGGGCAUACUCCCUGUACCGAUGAGACUGGCCUGCUGGAUUGAACUGAUACUCAUCUCUGUGCUGUUCCCAAACGUCUCGUUUGUUGGACAUCUAGCGGGUAUUUUGAUUGGAUUGGCAUUCGUAUCUGGACCAUUGAAGACGCUUAUGGAUAUUCCACUCUCAAUAGGUGCAGGUUAUCCUCGAACUGGGGGAGCUCAAACUGGUGGGAGAAGGACAUACACCUACAGAGCAGACUACUCAGGCCACCGAGAUGGUACACCUCGUCCAGAUGGUCCUGAUACUGAAGAGAGGGAGUUACAAGCAGCCAUUCGACGCAGUAUGGAGGAACAGGAGGCGACACCCACCAGACCCAACUCCACACCAAACACCAGUCAUUCAGAAAGCAGUGAGCUACAAGAAGCAAUUGAGAGAUCAAUGGCUGAUUCUGACUACCAUCCACCAGAUCAAGUCCCUCCAUACAAUCCCUACUACAACUCAAGUGAUGUUAGAACUGAUCCAGCAACGAGCUCUGAAGCUGUCAGGAGAAGACCUGUGGUUCCAGCUCAAGAUACAGACGAUUUAGACACUGUACGAUCUGCUAGAUUGAGACGAUUUGGCACCAACAGUUAGAGUUAACUAAUAAUACAUGAUCACCAACAGUUAUAAUUACCACAUACCCAUACAUUUUUUUUGUUUUGUGUCAGAUACCUCAUUUUGGUUCAUUGGAAUGUUGCAGACCAGUAGAAAGCUAUGAAUAACAUUUUUAUCAUGUGAUUGGUAAUUGAGAGAGAA
Messenger RNA from Halichondria panicea, 1393 nucleotides. RefSeq names its product rhomboid-related protein 4-like. Lineage: Eukaryota; Metazoa; Porifera; Demospongiae; Suberitida; Halichondriidae. Gene Ontology annotation, molecular function: serine-type endopeptidase activity. The transcript is spliced from 3 exons. Gene Ontology annotation, cellular component: membrane. The coding region runs from base 71 to 1231 and encodes 386 amino acids. The record is from RefSeq and is a predicted model, not a curated record.